This is a messenger RNA of Molossus molossus (Pallas's mastiff bat), 2807 nucleotides long. RefSeq names its product N-alpha-acetyltransferase 16, NatA auxiliary subunit (gene NAA16). Gene Ontology annotation, molecular function: protein binding; protein-N-terminal amino-acid acetyltransferase activity. The transcript has 20 exons. Gene Ontology annotation, biological process: N-terminal peptidyl-methionine acetylation. The record is from RefSeq and is a predicted model, not a curated record. The coding region runs from base 72 to 2666 and encodes 864 amino acids. Gene Ontology annotation, cellular component: NatA complex; cytoplasm. Lineage: Eukaryota; Metazoa; Chordata; Mammalia; Chiroptera; Molossidae.
GCAGCGGCUCGUCCCGGUGCCCACCCCCGCGAAACGGAGCGCCCAGCCACCCAGCCUCCUCGCCCGCCGCGAUGCCGAGCGUGCAGCUGCCGCCGAAGGAGAGCAACCUCUUCAAGCGCAUCUUGAAAUGUUAUGAACAGAAGCAAUACAAAAAUGGCCUCAAGUUUUGCAAGAUGAUUCUUUCAAAUCCAAAAUUUGCUGAACAUGGAGAGACUUUGGCUAUGAAAGGCUUAACAUUGAACUGUUUAGGAAAAAAAGAAGAAGCAUAUGAAUUUGUUCGUAAAGGACUUCGUAACGAUGUCAAGAGUCAUGUCUGUUGGCAUGUAUAUGGACUCUUGCAGCGUUCUGAUAAGAAAUAUGAUGAAGCUAUUAAGUGUUACCGAAAUGCCCUCAAAUUAGAUAAAGAUAAUCUGCAAAUUUUGAGGGAUCUCUCUCUGUUGCAGAUCCAAAUGAGAGAUCUUGAAGGUUACCGAGAGACAAGGUAUCAGCUUCUUCAGUUGCGCCCAACACAGCGUGCUUCCUGGAUUGGAUAUGCUAUUGCAUACCAUUUGCUGAAAGAUUACGACAUGGCACUGAAACUAUUGGAAGAAUUUAGACAAACUCAGCAAGUUCCUCUCAACAAAAUAGACUAUGAAUACAGUGAACUGAUAUUAUACCAGAAUCAAGUGAUGCGAGAAGCAGAUCUGUUUCAGGAAUCUUUGGAACAUAUAGAAACAUAUGAGAAACAAAUAUGUGAUAAACUUUUGGUGGAAGAAAUUAAAGGGGAAAUGCUGUUGAAAUUGGGAAGAUUAAAAGAAGCCAGUGAAGUAUUCAAAAACUUGAUUGAUCGGAAUGCAGAAAAUCGGUGUUAUUAUGAAGGCUUGGAAAAAGCUCUACAACUUAGCACUUUAGAAGAGAGGCUUCAGAUUUAUGAAGAAAUUAGCCAGCAGCACCCCAGAGCAAUUUCACCUAGAAGAUUACCUUUGAAUCUUGUCCCAGGUGAAAAAUUUAGAGAACUAAUGGAUAAGUUCCUGAGGGUUAACUUCAGUAAAGGCUGCCCACCCUUGUUUACUACUUUGAAAUCUUUAUAUUACAAUACAGAAAAGAUUUCUGUAAUCCAGGAGCUUGUUACUAAUUAUGAAGCUUCUCUUAAAACGUGUGACUUUUUUAGCCCUUAUGAGAAUGGGGAGAAGGAACCUCCAACAACACUACUCUGGGUUCAGUAUUUCCUGGCACAGCACUUUGAUAAACUUGGGCAGUAUUCUUUGGCUUUGGAUUAUAUUAAUGCUGCAAUUGCUAGUACUCCAACUUUAAUAGAAUUAUUCUAUAUGAAAGCAAAAAUUUACAAGCAUAUAGGUAAUCUCAAAGAAGCUGCAAAGUGGAUGGAUGAAGCGCAGUCUUUAGACACAGCUGAUAGAUUCAUCAAUUCCAAAUGUGCAAAAUACAUGCUUCGAGCAAAUAUGAUAAAAGAAGCAGAGGAAAUGUGCUCCAAGUUCACAAGGGAAGGAACAUCUGCCAUGGAAAAUCUAAAUGAAAUGCAGUGUAUGUGGUUUCAAACUGAGUGCAUUUCAGCUUAUCAGCGUUUGGGGCGAUAUGGGGAAGCUUUGAAAAAAUGCCAUGAAGUAGAAAGGCAUUUUCUUGAGAUAACCGAUGAUCAAUUUGACUUCCAUACAUACUGCAUGAGAAAGAUGACCCUUCGUGCCUAUGUUGACCUUCUGAGAUUAGAAGAUAUACUCAGAAGACAUGCCUUCUAUUUCAAGGCUGCUAGAUCAGCGAUUGAAAUAUACUUAAAAUUGUAUGAUAAUCCCUUAACCAAUGAAAGCAAACAACAAGAAAUAAAUUCAGACAACCUGUCAGCCAAAGAAUUGAAGAAAAUGCUUAGCAAGCAGAGAAGAGCUCAGAAAAAGGCUAAAUUAGAAGAAGAGAGAAAGCAUGCGGAAAGGGAACGUCAACAAAAAAAUCAAAAGAAAAAAAGAGAUGAAGAAGAAGAAGAAGCCAGUGGUCUCAAAGAAGAACUUAUACCUGAAAAAUUAGAAAGGGUAGAAAAUCCAUUGGAAGAAGCUAUCAAGUUCCUUAUACCUCUUAAGAACCUUGUUGCUGAUAACAUUGACACUCAUCUAUUAGCAUUUGAAAUAUAUUUUAGAAAAGGAAAGUUUCUGUUAAUGCUGCAAUCCGUCAAACGAGCUUUUGCCAUCAACAGUAAUAACCCAUGGUUACAUGAAUGUUUAAUUAAAUUUUCUAAAUCUGUGUCUAACCAUAGUAAUCUUCCAGACAUUGUGAGCAAAGUUCUGUCUCAAGAAAUGCAGAAGAUAUUUUUCAACAAGGAUUUGGAAAGUUUUAAUGAUGAUUUUCUCAAACAUAACGCUACCUCUCUUCAGCAUUUACUUUCAGGUGCUAAAAUGAUGUAUUUUUUGGACAAGUCAAGGCAAGAGAAAGCAAUUGCCAUUGCUACUAGACUGGACGAAACUAUAAAAGAUAAAAAUGUAAAGACUUUAAUAAAGGUUUCUGAGGCACUGCUUGAUGGUAGCUUUGGGAGCUGUAAUUCCCAGUAUGAAGAGUACAGGACGGCCUGUCAUAACUUGCUUCCUUUCACGUCUGCUUUCCUGCCUGCUGUGGAUGAAGUCAGCAGUCACAGUGCAGCACUAAACCACAUGGCUAACUAUGAUGUCUUGGCAAAUGAAAUUUGAAAUCUCACAGAAAAUUGGCUCCUGUAGAUUCAAAGCUGACUUCAGAUCAGGGUUUCUUUUCCAGGUUAUAUUUUAAUAUAGAUAUGAAGUGAAAUAAUUGGAUAGAAUUUUCAAUGGAGCAUUCUUUAAGCCUAUUUUAUU